AUGGGUUUGCUAACUAACCCAUCGAUUUCGCAAAAGGCAAAAUACUGCCGAAAGCUGGUGCGCUACAAUACGGCCAUCUGCUUAACACUGUACCUGUUGGGCGUUGGCUUUUUCUGUGCCCUGCCGGAUGCUAACUUCAACUCCGGCACCUACUUCUCGGAGAAUGCACUGCUGCCCGGAUUGGUAAAUUCCGAGCUGGAAAUGGAAACGGUCAAUCUGGUCAAAACACUGUCGGCCGAACUGCAGCGGGAGCGGGAAAGCUAUUCGAAGAGUUUACCCUAUCCUUGGCUGCUGGCCAAGAUGCGACGCUUUGGGCUAGAAACACACACGCACAACUUUACACUCAACUAUCCGUUCGCUGGUGGCAAGCGUUUUAAAGGAGAAAACGUGUUCGGAAUACUACGCGCACCAAGGAUUGCAUCGACUGAAUCGAUUGUAAUAAGCGUCCCGUACCGACCGCCAGAAACCGUUCACACGGAUGUAUCUGCCGGAGUGCCAUUGAUGUUGGCAUUUGCAGAUUUUGCACGCAAAAAGAAAUACUGGGCAAAGGAUAUUAUUUUCCUCGUUACGGAGCAGGAACAGUUGGGUAUGCAGGCCUGGCUGGAAGCGUACCAUGGUGGCGAGGAAGGUCGCAUCCUCGACUCGGGCAUGCUACGGGCACGAGCCGGAUCCAUUCAGGCAGCCAUUAAUCUGGAAGUGCAAAGCUUAGACAUUAGUCAUAUAAAUUUAAAAAUUGAAGGACUAAAUGGACAACUCCCGAACCUGGACCUACACAAUCUGGUGCAGAAACUGUCUUCGAAAAAUGGUAUCAUCGCCGGAUAUAAGCAAGCAUCUUCGAGCCCGAAACGAUCGUUUCGUUAUCAGGACAAACUGUUGAACUUACUGUCGAUGGUUUUCUCCCAAGCGAGCGGAGUACCGACGGGUAAUCAUGGACUUUUCCACAAGUACGGAAUCGAAGCGCUAACGCUGGAAGCAGUGGAGCGAGAAAAGGCGCAGCAACAGUUCCAAGAGAUCGGUUCGAUGCUACGAAUCAUUGAAGGUAUUAGCCGUAGCUUGAACAAUCUGUUGGAGCGAUUUCAUCAGAGCUUUUUCUUCUACCUGUUGGUGUCGAACGAUCGGUUCGUUUCGAUUGGAGAUUAUAUGCCCAGCUUAGCACUGAUGGCCGGUGCUCUGUUGAUCAAAGCCUUUAUUCACUACCUGUCGAUGUACUACUCCGCUGAUGAGAAGGACGUAGACGGACAGGAGGAAGCGGAACUAAAACAGAAAAACUCCUCAGAAAUUGGAUACUUUUCUGUGGGUAUUGUACUGCUAGUGGCGCACUCGAUUGGAGCAUUGGCAUUCUUUCUACCGCACAGUAAAGCAGUCAGCGAUUAUCUGUACGAGGCUAAUCUCUCCACACAGUUUGGAUUGUUUCUUUUGAUUGUGACGGUACUGGUUAUUUCCCUAACCCUGCCGGCAUUCGGCGCUGUGAGUGGCAUCAACGGAGAAGCGCUACAUGUAGCCGUUUUGCUCGAGCUCGGAACCGUCCUGUUGGCUGUGGGAAUGUUAAACUUUUCCCUUGGGUUCAGCCUAUCCGUUUUUCUGGUCCCGUUUAUAAUUCUGAUCCGACCAGGCAUAUCACGUGGCGCUAUGGUCUUCUCAAGAUUGUCCUGUAUGCUGAUAAAUCCCUUGGUGGUACUAUACUGCGUGCUGGUUGGACUCACGUGGCACCUUUUCCCGGAGCUAGCCCUUAAACCUUUGCUAAACAAAGCGCUGACAGCUACACAGGAUGCACUUACUUACUCUGUUGUGGAUUCAAUGAUCUACGGGAACUGGUUGUUCGAUAUGGUAUCGCUCAUUUUCGUCCCAUGCUGGAUUCUGCUGUGGGUGCUUCUUUUCCCAGAGACUAAGCAAAGGAACAGCUAGGGGCUGA
Anopheles maculipalpis is the source of this 1912-nucleotide messenger RNA. It is a transcript of the gene GAA1, whose product is annotated as glycosylphosphatidylinositol anchor attachment 1 protein. The coding region runs from base 1 to 1905 and encodes 634 amino acids. The transcript is spliced from 4 exons. Gene Ontology annotation, biological process: attachment of GPI anchor to protein. Gene Ontology annotation, cellular component: membrane; GPI-anchor transamidase complex. NCBI's taxonomy places the organism in Eukaryota, Metazoa, Arthropoda, Insecta, Diptera, Culicidae. The record is from RefSeq and is a predicted model, not a curated record.